Lycium ferocissimum is the source of this 624-nucleotide messenger RNA. RefSeq lists its product as uncharacterized. The record is from RefSeq and is a predicted model, not a curated record. NCBI's taxonomy places the organism in Eukaryota, Viridiplantae, Streptophyta, Magnoliopsida, Solanales, Solanaceae. The transcript is spliced from 3 exons. Bases 1 to 624 code for a protein of 207 amino acids.
AUGUCAAAUUUAUUAACACUUGAGUUUGUGGCACUUGACAUUACCGGAAAGAAUUAUUUAUCAUGGGUCCUUGAUGUUGAAAUUCACCUUGACGCUAAAGGUCUUGGGAAUACUAUAAAACAAGGAAAUGAAGCAUCAAGUCAAGAUAAAGCUAAGGCUAUGAUUUUCCUUCGUCAUCAUCUUCAUGAAGGAUUAAAAACUGAAUAUUUAACUGUGAAAGAUCCACUUGAAUUAUGGAAUAAUUUGAAGGAUCGGUAUGAACACCUAAAGCUGAUGCAAUACCGUGAAAAGGGGUUUAAGAGGUAUUCUGAAUUGAUUACAUGCCUACUUGUGGUUGAGCAAAAUAAUAAUCUGUUAAUGAAAAAUCAUGAAUCCCAUCCCAUUGGCUCUGCUCCAUUCCCUGAAGUGAAUGCAGCAACAUAUGAUAGGCCUGAAAGAAGGCAAAAUAAUUACCGUGGUCGCAGUCGCGGCUGUGGACGUGGAAGAGGACGUUAUAAUUAUCAUCAUAAUGGUGGAAAUAAACAAGAGAACAAUAAAGGUUCUCAAGAUAAUCCUUCAAUAGCAAUGGCUUAUAGUUCUGGUAUCAAAGACAUUAAUCAGGUGCUUUGUCUUGAAGAGUUCUGA